Molecule: messenger RNA, 8397 nt
Organism: Copidosoma floridanum
Lineage: Eukaryota; Metazoa; Arthropoda; Insecta; Hymenoptera; Encyrtidae
Gene: Myo81F
Product: unconventional myosin 81F
Biological process (GO): signal transduction
Cellular component (GO): myosin complex; cytoskeleton
Molecular function (GO): cytoskeletal motor activity; protein binding; ATP binding
Source: RefSeq, a predicted model, not a curated record
UGCUGCUACUAGGGGCGAAGGACCACCAGCCAUGGUCGCCAAACACUUUAGCCAGGGGUGCAGCCCCGAGCUGGGGGUGCCGGACAUGACGGUCAUCAGCGACAUCGACGAGGUCGGCAUCAACCGCAACCUCCAGGUUCGCUACAGUCGGGACGAGAUUUACACGUACACGGGAUCGAUCCUGAUAGCUGUCAACCCGUACAAGGAGGUCGACUUUUACACCAUGCAACACGUGCGCCAAUACCACGGCCAAAAGAUGGGGUCCCUCGAGCCGCACGUGUUCGCACUGGCCGAGGCUGCCUACCGCUCGCUCAUGAACGCCGACGUGAACCAGUCGUGCGUCAUAUCGGGCGAGAGCGGGGCCGGCAAGACCGAGACGACAAAGUUCAUCCUGCAGUACCUGUGCUCGGUGACGAGCAACGUCGACACGUGGGUCGAGCAGCGCAUCCUCGAGGCCAACACCAUACUCGAGGCUUUCGGUAACGCGAAAACGGUGCGCAACGACAACAGCUCGCGUUUCGGGAAGUUCAUGCAGGUGUGCUUCGACGGCAAGUGGAUGAUACGGGGCUGCAUAAUCCAGGAUUACCUCCUCGAGCAGAGCCGCAUCACCUCCCAGAGUCCCGGUGAGCGCAACUACCACGUGUUUUACCAGCUGGUCGAGGCGGCUCGCCGCGACCUCGAGUUCGCCGAGCAGUACAGGCUCAAGCCGGCGAGCCACUACAGGUACCUCAACCGGGAGGAGGAGGAGGAGGACGCCGCGGCCACCGACUCGAAAAAGUUCGACGCGCUGAGGCUGGCGUUCAACGUGCUGCAGGUGCCGGUCGAGAUGUGCGAGGGUAUAUUCCGGGUGCUCUCGGCCAUCCUCUGGCUGGGCAAUCUCGGCUUUCAGGACGUGGACGGGGAGAGGUGCGAGCUGGCGACCGCCGACCGCGAGAUCCUCGAGACCGUGUCCAUUCUCCUGGGAUUGCAGCUCGAGGACGUGCAUCGGGUGGUCCUGCAGCGCGAGAUCAACGUCCGGGGCAACAUAACCGAGAUCCCGCUGAGGGUCCAGGAGGCGCGGGAGAACCGCCACGCCAUGGCCAAGGCCCUCUACUCGCGCACCUUCGCCUGGCUGAUCAACCACAUAAACAAUUGCACGAACCCGGGCCAGGACACGUCGCGCUUCCUCGGGGUCCUCGACAUCUUUGGCUUCGAGAACUUUGCGAGCAACAGCUUCGAGCAGCUCUGCAUCAACUACACCAACGAGAAGCUCCACAAGUUCUUCAACCACUACGUAUUUGCCCUCGAGCAGGAGUUGUACAGGCAGGAGGGGAUACAUUACUCGCACAUCAGUUUCACGGACAACAGCAUAUGCCUCGAGUUGAUCGAGAAACCGCCCAGGUGCGUGCUCAAGUUGCUCACGGAGCAGUGCCACAUGCCCAAGGGCUCGGAUUUGGCCUACCUGACGAAUCUGCACGCCGAGUUCGAGGGCCACCCGAGUUACAUCAAGGGCGACGAUCGCCGCAGGUGGGAGAAGGAGUUUGGGGUCAGGCACUACGCGGGUUGCGUCACCUACACGGUCGAGGGCUUCGUCGAUAAGAACCGGGACGUGCAGCAAGACGUCUUUUUCGACUUUAUGUCCAGGAGCACCAACGAGUUCGUCCAGGAGAUUGCGGCCUUUCAGGAUCUCGUUGGUUGCCCGGUCGGUAGAGCAUCCACGGGCAGUACGAUCAGCAGCAGCAGUGGCGGGAGCUGUAGUAGCAACAGCAGCGCGGCAGCAACCCUGUCCCGAGGCACCUCGAAGGGCAAGCCGACGCUGUGCGACUCGUUCCGACAUCAGCUCCAGGCGCUGGUGGACGUGCUUCAAGCGACUACGCCCUGGUACGCGCGCUGCAUCAAGCCGAACAUGGACAAGAGGGCCGAUCAUUACGACGAGAAGCUGGUGCUCGACCAGCUGAGGUACCUCGGCAUGCUCGACAUCAUACGCAUACGGAAGGAGGGCUUUCCCAUACACAUGGACUUUGGGGACUUUGUGGCGAGGUAUCGUUGCCUCGAGAAGAGGCGCUUCGCUCUACCCAGGGACGACAAGGAGGCCGUGAGGGCGCUCAUCAGAACCAAGAGCGUUUCCACCAACGAGUGGCAGAUCGGCAAGACCAAGGUGUUUCUGAGGAAGUUUGUGCACGAGCCUCUCGAGGACGCGAGAAACCAGAUCAUGACGGCCAACGCCGUUCUCCUGCAAAAGAUCUGGCGGGGCUACAAAGUUCGCAAAGAGUAUGUGCGCGUAAGAGAGGCCGCUCUGAAAGUGCAGCAUGCCUAUCGGGGCUGGAAGCUGAGGAUCGUGUUCCUCAAGAAGAGGCGCGCCGCCAUCGUGAUACAGUCGCAUUUGCGCGGUGCCUUUGCUCGGGAAGUCGCGGCCGCGUUGCGGGAGAUGAGGCUAGUCGACGAGGAGAUGCGGAAGCGCGAAAGACUCGAGAAGGAACGCCAGGAGAUGGAGGACAAUAAGGCCCUUGAGGACAGCCAGAGCGAUAAGUACAACGGUAUGGCCGGAAUGGAGGCUGGAAGAGCGGAAGAAGAAAUCGCGGCUCUCACGCAGAUGGCCGAACAGUACAACUCCAAGAUAGCUGGCAACAACAACAGAAACACAAACACCACCAACCACAACAACAACAUCAACAACAACAGCCACGAAGGACAAACCGAUUCGGUGGACCUCGACAAUAUAUUCUCCUUCCUUUCUGACAUGCAAUCGGGUGGUAAGAGCAAUAACAACAUAAUCGACGAGAUCGGCGACAAGAUGAACGAGCUGGUCGAGAACCUCGAUGUCGAGCUCGAGUCCGUGAUUCAGCAGGAACUCCAGAUGAACGCCAAGCUGGAGUUGAAGCGGAACAACAACGUUCAACAGACCAAUGGGGAAGAGGUCGAGAAGACCCACAAUCUGGUCAACGGAUAUCAGAAGAAGACCCCGAGUUUGCCAGAACCGACGGAGCCUCCACCUCCACCUCCGAUGCAGGAGAUCAAAAAGGUCACAAGCCCGAAUGGCCUGAUGGAGCAUAGGAUUAACUCCACGGAGAAUCAUUACGCUAACCACCAGCCGUUACCCCAACAGAACGGACACGGUCACCACGUGCACGAGCACAUCAACAUCAGCAAUCACUUGCCGCUUCCGCCACCGCCUGCGCACUUGUACCAACAGCAGCCAACACAGCCCCAACAGUCACCGAAAGAGCAACACUAUCCGCCGCAGUACCAUCCGCAAAAACAACAACAGCAGCAGAACCACACCAACAACAACAACCACCAACAACACAACCACCACCAGCUGCAACAGCAAGAACAACAACCACCACAACAACACCAACAGCAGCAACAACAACAACAGCAGCAGCAACAACAACCGGCUGAACGCGAGCAGAGGCGAAAGCAUCGAGUCGAACGCAAACUGCAGGAGUUGGAGGAGAAAAAGCAGGAGGUGCCGGAAAAUGGCGAAAACUAUCACGACAUCGUCGAGUUCGCCCAGAACUAUUUCAACAGUCACGAGCGCUCGCCCGAGGGUACGAUCAUGGCGACGCUCACGAGAAAAUCACGCGGCAAGAUCACAGAAUUCGUGCCCAAGUACGAGAUGGUCACUUAUUACAAGGGCUCGACCAUUUCGAACUCGCACAUUCACCUCUACGAUCCGGAUAACGUCAACGUGGCCUGCUCGGUGUUCAGGGAUCUGUGCAAGUACUUGCGAGGCGAACUGAAGCCGGACCAAGAAAUCGGCAUCAUACAGAGUAUUAUAGGCUACGGUAUCGAACGGGAAGAGUUGCGCGACGAGAUUUUCGUUCAGUGUAUGCGCCAAGGGACCAACAAUCCCAACGCUGAGUGGGCCGAGCGCGUUUGGCUUCUGCUCUGCCUGGCCGUUGUCGCUUUCCAGCCGAGCAAGCUGCUCCACAAGUAUUUCAUGUCAUUCCUCAAGAAGAACCUGACGCUCGACGGCAAGCUGCGCCAGUUCGUGCAGUGGUGCCUCGAGAACUGCAACACGAACAAGGUCUCAUGCAGGAGACAUCCACCCUCGGCCGUCGAAAUAUCCGCGAUGCGCCGACUGGGUACCAUAGUGUGCCGAUUUUUCUUCCUCGACGGUAGGACCAAGGCGAUCGACGUUCAUCCGACGGACACUGCUGCCGAUGCCGUCAAAAAACUAGCCGAGAAGCUAGGUCUCAGGUCUCUCGAGGGUUGGGCAAUCUAUCAGAGCAGACCCGACGGCGAGGAACACGUUCGGGCUCACGACUACCUCUACGACAUCAUUGCCGAGUGGGAGACGAAACAAAACAAACUUAACACGGUGCAAUCCGGUUUCUCGACUGUGCGUCGCAACAAUCAAGCUCUGACGAAUGGCGACAAUCGCUUUAUAUUCAAGCGACGCCUGUUCCGCAACACCAAAGAACUUUCCCAAGACCCCGUCGAGGUGAACAUGCUGUACGCCCAAGCCGUGUAUAACGUCGUCAAGUGCGAUGAUUUUCCGGUAUCGGAGAAGGUGGCCCUGCAAUUGGCCGGGUUGCAGGCCCAGGUGAUGCUCGGCGAUCCGAAGGACAACGAUCGGUUUGAUUAUUACCAGGAGAUUGAGACCUUCCUGCCGUACCGCAUCAGCCGAGCUCGAGGGGACGAUGUAUGGGUGCCGAUUCUGGCGCAGGCGCAUCGCCAGUAUGGCGCUGGACGCCAAGAGCUCGCCGCCAAGGUCCUCUACCUGUCCUGCGUGAUGCAGUAUCCUCUGUACGGCACGACCAUGUUCAACGUGACCUAUCGCGGCUACUGGUCCUACGGCAAUCAUCUGAUCCUCGGCAUCAACUGCGAGGGCCUGAUGCUCAUCAAGCCCGACGACAAGUUCGUGCUGUCCGAGUAUCGCUACCAGGACGUCGAGAGUAUAAUGAUCGACCCGAGUGACUCGUUCAUCACGUUCUGGCUGCUGAGGCACAACCCCGACAGCUCGCACAAGUGCUUCGUCUUCGAGACGACGCAAAAAAACGAGAUUGGAAGUCUGAUCGUCAGCUACUGUCCAGCGCUGGCCGGCUGGAUUACGGACAACGAGGCUCCGGCUAAAAAGCUCAAAGGCAUCACGAACGAGGACAGAUUGAGGCUGUACCACAAUCUGGUGAACUGUCGCAGGACACUCGUCGACUCGGAGGCGUUGCGCAAGCCCCAGGACGCGGGCUCGAACUUCUUCAGGAACACGUUGAGACGACUGUCCAAGUCAAGGAUAGAAAAGCUGCGCCAGGAGCACGGUAACUCUGUGGACCAGGGUGAGACGUACAAGGGCUUCCAUUACGGGUACUGGGCCUUCAGCAAGACGCCACUGACUCAAAGCCUGACAAAACUGCCGGAUGCCGAGGAGCAGGUUGCUCUGAGCGUCUUCCAGCUGAUUUUGACCUACGCCGGCCUCGGUCAGAACGGCGACAUGGUGCGCCGAGCCGAAGACGAUCACAUACAUCUCAUACAGACCGUGAUGGACCGCUGCAUGCGAAAUGACAAGCUAUUGGGAGAGCUGUAUCUUCAGCUGAUCAAACAGAGCACGGACCAUCCAGAUCCGAACAGCCGAGUCAACCUUAGGCACUGGGCUCUCAUAUCGUUGGCUUGCUCCGUCAUUCUACCACCACAAAAGAUCAUAAGAAAGUAUCUCAUCACGCAUCUGAAGCGCUGUGCCAGCGAUUACGUGACGGAGGAGGGUAAAUUUGCGAGAUUUGCGGAAAAGUGCUUGUACAAAACGCAAGGCACCUGGAAGCGCCAGUGGACGCCGAGUCGGGAGGAAAUCAUGUGCACGAUCAACAGAAGGCCCAUAUACGCGAGAUUCCACUUUAUGGACGGAAAGUAUCACGCGGUCGAGUUCCACCCGUCGGCAACUGCGAGGGACGUCAUGACGAUCAUCAAGCAGAAAGUCGGUCUCGGAGAAAACGCUAUGGGCUACGCGAUAUACGAAGUACUUAACAAUACCGAUCGAGCUCUACUGCCGGACGAAAAGAUCGCCGAAGUCAUGUCUAAGUGGGAAAAGUUCCGAAACGCCAAUGCCACAGGCCAGGGCACACAGCCGCGCAAACACGCACAUCACUUCUUCCUAUUUAAAAAGCACCUGUUUCUGGACCAAUAUAUUAAUCUCGACGAUACGGUCGAGAAGGAACUUUUGUAUCACCAGGUUCUUCACGAUCUACGUGCCGAUCGUUUCCCCAUUACGGACAAAGAAGCCAUCAUGCUGACAGCCCUGCAAGCCCAACUCGAGCUCGGUGACUGCGAAGAACACGUCACGGUACAAGAGUACCAGUCGAUAGCCGGUCACUGUCUGCCGUCCCGGUUCGUGCCCAACCUCUGCCUCGACGGCGUUCUACAGCACCAUCAGUCAUUGCACAGUAUGAAUCCAACCGAUUCCAAGCAGGCCUUCCUCAAUCUCAUACAAUCGUGGCCACUACACAAGGCGACGAUCUUCGACGUCAUGCAGUCGUUCACGUCGAUCUGGCCGCGCGUCCUUUGGCUUGCCAUCGACCAAACUGGCCUACAUCUGCUCGAGCAUCGCUCCAGGAAUGUACUCUGCACUUUCGAGUACGUCAAUAUUCUUAGCUACAAUCCUGCCAUGAACUGCCUGAUGAUUAUCACUGGGCCCGACAAGAAACAGAGCAAAGUCAUACUCACGACCAAACAGGCGUUCCAGAUCGCGAAUCUGAUUCGCGAGUACAUGGAGGUACUUGGAUUGCCGGUAGAAGUUCAUAAACGAGACGCCGGUAUGGUGCAAGUGAACCAGGCGCAUCAGCAGCAAGUCGCCAAUGGAACCCUCAAUCGAAAAUCACGACCGGCUUCGGCACUGCACCGAGGCGCGCCUGUCAUUCACUCCCAAGCGAGUUAAAAUAAAAAAUUCAAAACCCCAUACUCUGUGGUAUAAGCGCAAUUGUGAAUAGUACCCAAAGGAAGGUAUAAGUCGUUCUUUUUUAUCUUCCAAUUAUUUAAAUUGCUGCGGUCAUUCGCUCGGAAGCGAUAGAUCGACCGUACGAGGUUGUACAUUUUAUUGGCGAACGAUUUUGUAAUCUAUAAUGUAAAUUAUUUGACGAUGGUGCGUGCAAACGAUUUGUUUUCCUGUGAGUCGUCGGUUACGACAAAUUUAUUCUUUUUUCAAGAUAUUCAAUCGUUGACGUGUAUUUAGUUUUGAUUAAUAUAAUUAACACUACAAUUAAAUGCUAAAGAAAUACCUCGAAGAAUCUCUAAUGAAAAUAUGUAUAGCAAAAAUAUAUAUCUCAUAGCUCGUAUAAUUGUAUGGACGAAUGGUUUACAGUGGAAAUGAAAAAAUCAUGUUUAGCUUAUAGUGAUGCUGGCUUUAGGAGUAUAUGUUUGAAUAUUGCAAAUAUGAUGAAAGUAGACGACGUGUAUAUGUCUACAAUAUUGCGUAAAACACUGCCGUGUAAGAUUGUUUGUCGACUCUAACAGGUAAAAUAGCCGGAGUCGUGUGUUUUUGGAUAAAUUAUUUAACUAGCAAAUUUACACUUAUUCAAUGCUGGAAAGUUUUUUCGUAUCGUUAUUGCAUUAUAUACACUUGUAACAACCGUUGCCUUUUUAAUGAAUUAUAUAAAGUAUACGAUAUACCUCAUCGUUUUAUAAAAAAAAAAGUUUUGAUUGAAAAAUAUUAACGACAGAUUAGAUUAUGAGAAAUAGAUACGUGACAUCACAUACAAAACGAUAUGUGUGUACACGAGGUGCAAAAACAAAAAAAGUUGACAAAGCGUUUUGUCUUUGACGUUUCAAAUUUUAUAACCAAAUAAGUAUACAGAUUACAAGUGAGGAAUUGCAUCAAGAUUUGAAGAGAGCCGUAUUGUUCAGUAAAGUUCGUUUACUUUAAAUUAAGCUGAACCAAGCAUAAUCUCGAGAUCCAAUGUUUAUCAGUUUUGCGUCGAUUGCAAAUACAGACAUUUGGGUAUCCAGCGUUUAGAGCAAGACUUUUGAGUAUGUAUCAAGUUAUUUAGAUAACCAUUAAAAUAAUAAAAACAAAGUGACGACAAAAUAACAAAAGUUAAUAAACUGGGCUUGAUUUUUUACGACUGUCAAGUUUUAUAAUUUUACAAUUUUUAAUAUUAUACACAGCCAAUCGGUUAAUUAAUCGCAAUCAAGGCAUUUUGGCUGUUAAAAUUUAAGAUUUCUGAUGUAAGUGUAUUAUAGGAGAAUAUAUUUAAAGAAUUCUCGUGUUAGUGCGUGUAAGAAAUAUUUCCGCUUAUAAUUCGUUAGUUGUUAAACUAAAUUGAAAAGCAAGUUGAAAAAAUGUGUUUGUAAAUAAUUAUGGGUAUGAAAAAUUAGAGUUAUUUGAAAUUAUCGAAGCCUGUUGUGCAUAUGUUACGAUUAAGAAACAUAAUUUUAACAAAUUCUGUACAAAAGUGUGUAUUUACGCGAAAAAAACUUUUUCUGUUUCUU